CAACGUAGAGAAAAACAGAGGUAGUAUUGCAAUAAUGUUUGGUUAGUUAACUGGUUUCACUUUCAACUCGCCAGAUAAGGAUGUCUUAUUUUUCUCUGAAAAAAAAAAAGAAAAAUAAAAACCCUAAAAUGGAAAGACCGGCUGGAUAGAAAAACUCGUAAGAUAUUCAAUAUAAUAGCCUUGUUUUUCAUUCAUCCAAUUCAACGUUUGGGUUUUCUUCAUAGUUUUCUCCUCCUUGGUCUUUUUCUUCUUCUUUUGUUUGAAACAGGAAAUGGAUCGUGGUAGUAUCAAACAGUUGUCAACGAACUCUGUUUUUUAUGAACUUAGUCCACUACUUUCCAAUUCUACCACAUGUAACAACCGAGUUAAGGAAGAGGAGUAUGAUCAAGAAACCAAGUUAUCAUCAUCGCCGUUUGUUCUGAAUUUCAACUCCCCAGCUGCUGGAUUAAUGAUGAGUUUUUCUCAAAAAGGCUCAUCAUCAUCCACAACAACAUAUGAUGAUCAGGGUCUGGAAAACCAUGUGUUGAAGUGUACUACCUCUUCUCUUCAAAGAGCCAAAAGAAGUAGUCAACCUCAUGAUGAUUAUCACAUCAUUGCUGAGAGGAAGAGAAGACAAAAGCUCAACGAAAGGUUCAUUGCUAUAUCUACUCUGCUGCCUGGCCUAAAAAAGAUGGACAAGGCUACUGUUCUGGGAGAUGCUAUAAAUUAUGUAAGAGAACUGCAAUCCAAAGUAACCAUCCUUGAGGAAGAAGUAAUUAGGAAGAAAUUGUCCAAUGGAAAAGUUGGAUUAUCGGUGAAGAAGAAUAUAAUCAUUUGUGAUGAUGAGGAUGGCGAUGACAAUUUCCCAGAAAUAGAAGCCAAAAUUUGCAAAAAAGAUGUCCUCAUAAGGGUUCAAUGUGAAAAGACGAAAGGACUAAUGGUGGAAACUGUGGUGGCUGAAAUUGAAAAACUCCAUCUUUCUGUCAUGAACAGCUGGGCAGUAACUUUCGGAGAUUCAAUUCUUGACAUUACAGUCCUAGCAAAGAUGGAGGAGGAAUUCACCUGGACAAUCAAGGAUCUUAUGAUGCAUUUACGGAGCUCCCUCACAAAGUUCAUGUGAGAGAUGGAUUCUUUCUUACCCCAACCUUAAGAUUGUCUUUAUAUUUUAUUGUUUUAACCAUAUUCUGUACCUUUUUUUUAUUUUUUUAUUUUUUUCUAUAUUGCAGGGUGUCUACCGUCGAAAAUAGUGAUUAAUUUUCAUCGCUCAUAAUAGACACUUCGGUAGAUAAAAAAGUUAUUCAAAACAUUUAAAAUUGCACUAUAUCCAUGGCGAAAUUCGAACCCUCAAUUAUAGUUGAGGGUAGUUUUAAUUUCUGUUGAUUAUUAAUCUGCAUGUUGAACUUCUCUCAUUCACUGUGUGUUGUUAUACUUAUGACAACAUCACUAAUGUGGCUUUGUGGUUUUUUGUUCUUUUCCAUCUUUUUUUCCCUUCAUUUUGAGGAAAUGUAUUUGGCUUUGUGGCUUUCUUUUUCUUUUCCUUUUUUUCCCUUCAUUUUGAGGAAAUGUAUAACAGGAUUGCUUUAUUACCGCAUUAGUACUCCAGUGACAGACAAGAUGCGAACUCUCAACAUCGUACAAACAAUGUUUGAUCCAAGGAUUUUGAGAUAGUAGUUUUGAAAGGCAAUUUGAUGUUUUCGAGGUCUGCUUUGACAUAAAUAUUCUUCUUUCUUUUUUUUUUUUUUUUUU
Molecule: messenger RNA, 1725 nt
Organism: Oldenlandia corymbosa var. corymbosa
Lineage: Eukaryota; Viridiplantae; Streptophyta; Magnoliopsida; Gentianales; Rubiaceae
Source: the annotation of a GenBank genome assembly